CGGACCACAGAUGGUGCUAGUUGGCGUAGGGAACAUGCAGUUUGACAGCGGCAACUAGACAGGAUGUUAUGCAGAAUCAUCAACACACCGGGGAAAUGCGAUGCUUAAUUGUUGGAAUGAAUAGAUGAACAACGUUAAAGUUUGAUUGACUGAAGGUUUAUUUUGAGAUUUUGUGCGUAGUUUCUUGCUGCUCUCUAGACCAAGUAGGCACUUGACUUGAUCUGGUUGGAUCCUUAUGCACUCCACCUUUCGGAUAUCCUUGAAGCACGAAGGUUGUGAAUAUAUGAUGACGUUUAAACCCAACCAGACGAGGAUUUAUGAUGGCGAAGGUUUCAAGAGAAGAGCGGCAUGUUUAUGUUUCAAGAAUGAAAAAGAGGACGAGGUGUUGCUGGUGAGCAGCAGUCGGCACCCAGACCAGUGGAUUGUCCCAGGAGGAGGGAUGGAGCCUGAGGAGGAGCCAUGUGGAGCUGCAGUCAGAGAGGUGUAUGAAGAGGCUGGUGUAAAGGGAAAGCUUGGCAGGCUACUGGGGGUUUUCGAACACAACCAGGACAGGAAACACAGAACGUACGUCUAUGUCCUGACUGUGACAGAGACCUUGGAGGACUGGGAGGAUUCUGUCAACAUCGGAGGCGGUAGCCAGUGGGGCGAUUCCACACCAACGGGAGCAGGAAAUAUUUUUGGUAGGAAACGGAAGUGGUUCAAGAUCGACGAGGCUAUCCAGGUGUUGCAGUGCCACAAGCCUGUCCAUGCGGAGUACCUGCGCCGACUCACAGUCACCUGUAACCCCACCUGCAGCUCUACCUGUUGUGACCCCACCAAUGGCAACACCUGGGUCUCCCCCCUGACGGACGACAAAGCCCCUCACUACGUCACCUCCACACAGGGGACAGAUAGAGGACCACCCUUGGUCAACAGAUAGGAAAGACAUCGCAAUCAAAGGAACCAGCAUCAUAAGAGGACCUAGCCUAGGUGCCAGUCUGUUUCUGCCAUCUUGCCAACUCCUUGUGGUCUUGUUUGGCUUUCUACCACCCUUUUGUUUCAAGUUAUUCUUAUUCUACAUUUUGAUUCCAUAAAGUCAGUCUACUACGUUCUUUGGUCAAUGCAGCCCUUUGGUGAACUGCUUUCUGCGGGAAGUAGCUCUGCUAGGCCAAUAGAAGGUAGUGUUCGCUCUAGAAAGGCUCAUGUCCUUUAUGCCAAAACCCCAAUUGCUGCGUAGUUUAAGUGAGUCUCAUAACUUUAACUCUUCACUACCAAAGUACAUUUCAUAGAGAUAUCUCCUGUUGAACAAGUAAAUAACUUAUUUGGGAAAAUGUCUAAACCACUAGACAGUUGCCCAUUUUUAGUUGCCCAUUUUGAUUGUUGUCCUACUGCUUAUAGUUGUAUAGUAAUAAGUAGCACCAUUUCCAUGUCCUUACGAGCUGUUUUCUAGUUUACAUAGUGAGUUUGAAAGAGCAGCUUUGGCCUAGAAACUGGAUAAUUUAAAAGACUGUUUGCUUAUCUACAACCACACAGUAUUGCACAAGAACAAAAUAUUUGUACAUAUUUAUUUUUAGAAUAUAUGGAAUAUAACCCAAUAAUUGUUUUAACAAAUAUGUUUUGAGUGGGAAAAUGUUUUAAGUGGGAACAUAUUCCAAGUUACAUUGAUAUUUUUCUGGGAGGGCUAUAAUAUAACUUACAUAUUUUUCUGUGUGGGCCUGCAUGAUUGACUAGUGAAAGCAUAAAGGCCUGUGACUGACAUGUCUUUCAAACGGAACACAGAAUAGAGUCCUAUCAAGUGCCUUAACAGCCAUAGUAACCUGUGUAAUGUGUGUCAAAUUCAUAAGAUGUGAAUGUGGGCACUGGGAGGGAAAACAGAUCAUUUUAGCACAGAUACUUUUACUAGCCUGGUGAAACCAGCCUGAUUGUGUGAUAGCUCACAUUUUGUUUCACUUGACAAUUGAAAAAAAACUAAAUGUGAGUACAUCGGUCAGUCUGCUUGACCAGGCUAUUUUUUUUUGCUGGAGGAGAAACAGAUUUGAGGGUUUGAGGGAUUGUGCCUUGUGCUGAUUGUCAAGGAGACUAUGAUGCGUUUGCAUUGUAUUUAGAAUGUAUGUGAGGAUUUAGCAAGUGUUGCCAAAACGACUCCAUUUUGUUAAUGGUAAAUGUUUGAUAUGUACAUUAUUAUUGAGAAAUAUGAUUUGUUUUUCAAGGGGACUCUUCCCCCCUAUAUCAUUAGAAUUUGGAGGAAUUAAACAGGACAGAGCAUACACAAGAACAUAUAGUGAUCAACUCACCAAAUUCAAAGAAGGACACAGUCAGCUCUGGCUUUGACAUGUAACUGAAAGGAACAAAAACUGAUGCUAUUACAUAAAGUCUAGUAAAGACAUUAAAAUAGCACGUGUUAUUUUAUCUUUCCAAUCAAAGUGAUUGAGGAUUACACAACUGCAUGUGUACACAAAUGUGUACCCAUAAUGUGUUCUCUGCCCUUCACUCUCGUUCUUAA
Messenger RNA from Salvelinus namaycush (lake trout), 2482 nucleotides. RefSeq names its product diphosphoinositol polyphosphate phosphohydrolase 3-beta-like. NCBI's taxonomy places the organism in Eukaryota, Metazoa, Chordata, Actinopteri, Salmoniformes, Salmonidae. Gene Ontology annotation, molecular function: bis(5'-adenosyl)-hexaphosphatase activity; endopolyphosphatase activity; diphosphoinositol-polyphosphate diphosphatase activity. Gene Ontology annotation, cellular component: nucleus; cytoplasm. The record is from RefSeq and is a predicted model, not a curated record. Gene Ontology annotation, biological process: diphosphoinositol polyphosphate metabolic process; adenosine 5'-(hexahydrogen pentaphosphate) catabolic process; diadenosine hexaphosphate catabolic process. Bases 236 to 919 code for a protein of 227 amino acids. The transcript has 6 exons.